This is a messenger RNA of Acomys russatus (golden spiny mouse), 1493 nucleotides long. RefSeq names its product carboxypeptidase A6 (gene Cpa6). Lineage: Eukaryota; Metazoa; Chordata; Mammalia; Rodentia; Muridae. Gene Ontology annotation, biological process: proteolysis. The record is from RefSeq and is a predicted model, not a curated record. The transcript is spliced from 9 exons. The coding region runs from base 272 to 1144 and encodes 290 amino acids. Gene Ontology annotation, molecular function: zinc ion binding; metallocarboxypeptidase activity.
GUUGGUUCCUGCACUAUAGGUGGACCUGUGGCAGCCCAGCAGUAUCUCCUAUGUGUCAGAGGGGACAGUUACUGAUGUCCAUAUUCCCCAAAAUGCUUCCAGAACCCUGGUAGCGUUCUUACGGGAAACCCACAUCCAGUACAAGGUCCUCAUAGAAGAUCUUCAGAAAGCUGUGGAAGAUGAAAACCGCUUGCAAAGCCAGAGAAGCAGAAGAUCCCUGUCUGAACACAACUAUGAGGUGUAUCACCCCUUAGAAGAUAUUCAAAGCUGGAUGCACCAACUGGGCCAAACUCAACCGGGCCUUGUUCGGGUUUUCUCUAUUGGAAGAUCGUAUGAAGGAAGACCUCUCUUUAUUUUACAGCUGGGCAGAAAAUCACGAGCCUACAAAAGAGCUGUCUGGAUAGACUGCGGCAUUCACGGGAGAGAAUGGAUCAGCCCUGCCUUUUGUCAGUGGUUUGUUAGAGAAGCCCUUCUGACCUCUAAGACUGACCCAGCCAUGAGGAAAAUGUUGAACCAUCUGUAUUUCUAUAUCAUGCCUGUGUUUAACGUGGAUGGAUACCAUUUUACCUGGACACAUGAUCGAUUCUGGAGAAAGACAAGGUCAAGAAACUCUAGGUUUCACUGCCGCGGAGUUGACGCCAAUCGCAACUGGAGGGUGAAAUGGUGUGAUGAAGGAGCCUCUGCACACCCUUGUGAUGAUACAUACUGUGGUCCUUUCCCAGAAUCUGAGCCAGAAGUGAAGGCUGUAGCUAACUUCCUUCGAAAACACAGGAAGCGCAUUAGGGCGUACCUGUCCUUUCAUGCCUAUGCUCAGUUGUUGCUGUAUCCCUAUUCUUACAAAUACGCAACGAUCCCCAAUUUUAGCUGCGUGGAAUUUGCAGCUUACAAAGCUGUGAAGGCGCUCCGGUCCGUACAUGGGAUACGGUACAGGCAUGGCCCUGCCUCCCAGACGUUGUACUUAAGCUCUGGUAACUCAAUGGAUUGGGCUUAUAAAAAUGGAAUUCCCUACGCAUUUGCCUUUGAACUUCGAGACACUGGGCAUUUUGGAUUUUUACUGCCAGAGAUGCUCAUUAAACCCACCUGCACGGAGACCAUGCUGGCAGUGAAGAAUAUCACAAUGCACCUGCUGAAGAAGUGUCCUUGACAGAAACAUGGGUCUAGUCUACAAGCCCAAAGAAGGCAGAUUCUGACCAAAGGGCUGCUUAGCAAAAGUAACUGUUUAGACUAGAAGCGUCCAUGGACAUUAAAGGAUCUUUUCAUGCAAUUAGACACUUUGUAACAAUAGAAAAUUAGGGCACAGCCUACUUUGGUAUGAGAAGAAAAUCCACAUUAUAUCCCUUUAGAGGCUUAUCGCUUUGUAAUUACAGCGGGGGAGGUGGGAAGGGGGUGUUUUCAAAUUCCUUUGUCUCAAGAAGUAUACAAAUUAAUUGAGGAUUUCCCUUAAAUCAACCUCAACACCCUUGAUUAAGAGCUAGGCCACCAAUGUCAUUUAA